AUGAUUGAAGAAGACGGGGCAAUUUUCCAGAUUUUUUGGUCAAUUUGGAAGGCAAGGAAUGUCUUCGUUUUCAGGGGGAAAAUUCCAAUUCCAGAAGAAGUUAUUGAGCAAGCAAGUAGAGGUAAUUCAGAUUAUCUCAGUGCGGUUUUAUCCAAAAAUCCAAUGGUCCCGAGGGGGGUUUCUCAGGUGGAACGGUGGGUUUCCCCACCUCCAUCUUCUCUUAAUUGCGAUGGAGCGCAUAAUUCCUCUUGCAGCCUAGUUGCCUUUGGCGUUGUUGUCAGAGAUCACAGUGGAUCUGCUCAGGUUUGGCGGUAUGGUCAAGUAAAGGUGUCUUCUGCUCUUGCUAUCGAGGCAUGGGCUUUGAGAAUUGCUUGUGGCUUGGCAAUGGAAUAUAACUUCCCUUCUGUUAUUUUGGAAUCGGACUGUAAAAUCCUUAUUGAGAUGAUUUCUGGGUCAAGCUCUCUAGGCUGCUGGGAGAUUCAGGCAAUUGUGGAAGACAUAAAAUCGUGGGCAAGGGAUAGGCAGUGGCCUUUUGUUUGCGGCAAUCGCUCGAAGAACAAGGCGGCUCAUUGGAUUGCUACUAGUUGUCUAGAUAGGAAAAUUACUUCAAGUACAGGUUGUAUUCCGCCCGAGUUAGAUUCUAUCUUACGUAAGGACUCUCGUUAA
Messenger RNA from Rhododendron vialii, 666 nucleotides. RefSeq lists its product as uncharacterized. The record is from RefSeq and is a predicted model, not a curated record. The transcript has a single exon. Gene Ontology annotation, molecular function: RNA-DNA hybrid ribonuclease activity; nucleic acid binding. NCBI's taxonomy places the organism in Eukaryota, Viridiplantae, Streptophyta, Magnoliopsida, Ericales, Ericaceae. The coding region runs from base 1 to 666 and encodes 221 amino acids.